AACACUGGAGGUCAAAGAUUGCACCCAGCCGUCCCCCUCCGGCCAUAAAGGGGAGCGGGUCACAGAGAGGCGGUGCAGAAGCGGGUUGGUCUGUGCUCCCCGCUCCUCGCCACACACACACCGGGAGGAUGAGGUCCGCCGUGGGCGCCCUGCUGGCCUGUGCUGCCCUGGGACUAUGUCUGGCUGUCCCUGACAAGACCGUAAAAUGGUGUGCAGUGUCAGAGCAUGAACACACCAAGUGUGUCAGUUUCCGUGACCACAUGAAAGCCGUCCUUCCAGCUGAUGGUCCCCAGCUUGCUUGUGUAAAGAAAACCUCCUAUACGGAUUGCAUCAAGGCCAUUUCAGCAAGUGAAGCAGAUGCUGUAACCUUGGAUGCCGGUUGGGUGUAUGAGGCAGGCCUGACUCCCAACAAUCUGAAGCCUGUGGCAGCAGAGAUCUAUGGGACACCUGAAAAACCACAAACCUCCUACUUGGCUGUGGCUGUGGUGAAGAAGGGCACAGGCUUCAACCUGAACGAGCUCCAAGGCAAGAAGUCCUGCCACACUGGCCUGGGCAGGUCUGCAGGGUGGAACAUCCCCAUCGGCUCACUUUUCUGUCAAUUUCCGGAGCCUCGCCAACCCAUUGAGAAGGCUGUGGCCAGUUUCUUCUCCGGCAGCUGUGUCCCCUGUGCAGAUCCGGUGGCCUUCCCCCAACUGUGUCAACUGUGUUCAGGCUGUGGCUGCUCCUCUGUUCAACCAUUCUUUGGCUAUACAGGCGCCUUCAAGUGUCUGAAAGAUGGAGGUGGGGAUGUGGCCUUUGUCAAGCAUACAACCAUAUUUGAGGUCCUGCCACAGAAGGUUGACAGGGACCAAUAUGAGUUGCUAUGUUCUGACAACACCCGCAAGCCAGUGGAUCAAUUUGAGCAGUGCUACCUAGCCCGGAUCCCUUCUCAUGCUGUUGUGGCUCGGACUGUGGAUGGCAAGGAGGACUUGAUCUGGGAGAUUCUCAAAGUGGCCCAGGAACAUUUUGGCAAAGGCAAAUCAAAAGAAUUCCAACUGUUCGACUCUCCUAUUGAGAAAGACCUGCUGUUUAAGAACUCUGCCAUCGGGCUAUUAAGGGUCCCCCCAAGAAUGGACUACAGGUUAUACCUUGGCCAUAACUAUGUCACUGCCAUUCGGCACCUCCGGGAAGGAAAAUGCCCAGAAGCCCCCAGCAGCAGUGCAGCAGUGAAAUGGUGUGCUCUGAGCCACCACGAGAGACUCAAGUGUGACGAAUGGAGCGUUAGCAGCGGAGGGCAAAUAGAGUGUGAAUCGGCAGAGACCACCGAGGACUGCAUUGACAAGAUUGUGAAUGGAGAGGCUGAUGCCAUGACCUUGGAUGGAGGAUAUGCCUACAUAGCAGGCCAGUGUGGGCUAGUGCCUGUUAUGGCAGAGAACUAUGAGAGUACUGACUGUAGAAGCCACGAACAAGGGUAUUACGCUGUGGCAGUGGUGAAGGCAUCGGACCCUGACAUCACCUGGGACAAUCUGAAAGGCAAGAAGUCCUGCCAUACUGCAGUGGACAGAACUGCUGGCUGGAACAUCCCCAUGGGCCUGUUGUACAGCAGGACAAAAAGCUGCAAGUUUGAUGAAUAUUUCAGUCAAGGCUGUGCUCCUGGAUAUGAGAAGAAUUCCACUCUCUGUGACCUGUGCAUUGGCCCGAACAAAUGUGCUCAGAACAACAAAGAGGGAUAUUUUGGCUACACAGGGGCUUUCAGGUGUCUCGUGGAGAAGGGAGAUGUGGCCUUUGUGAAACACCAGACUGUCCUGCAAAACACUGAAGGAAAAAACCCUGAUGCGUGGGCUAAGAAUCUGAAGCAGAAAGACUUUGAGUUGCUGUGCCCCGAUGGCAGCAGGAAGCCUGUGACUGAGUUUAAGAGCUGCUACCUGGCCCGAGCUCCAAACCACGUUGUGGUCUCACGGAAAGAGAAGGCAGCCCGCGUCAGCUCAGUGCUGAAUAACCAGCAGACUUUGUUUGGAAAGGGUACAGCUGGCUGCACUAAGGGUUUCUGUUUGUUCUCAUCUGACACCAAGGACCUUCUGUUCAGAGAUGAUACCAAGUGCCUGUUUAAAGUUCCAGAUGGCACCACAUAUGAAAAAUACUUAGGAGAAGACUAUGUCCAAGCUGUUGGUAACAUGAAAAAAUGCUCGACCUCCCGACUCCUGGAAGCCUGCACUUUCCACAGAAGAACCAAAAAAACUACAACUCCCAUCAGGCACCUGGUGUUCCUCACGGCCUGCAGGCGGGAACUCCCCCCCCCCCAUGAACUACCACUCCCGUGGUGCUCAGCGGUGCGGAGUCUACGGCCACGUAGCUUAGGCGGCCCGGGAAGACGGCGCAUCUUCCUCAUGGCUUCUGCGAACACCCGGCGUGUCGGGGAUGGCGCCGGGGGCGCCUUCCAGCCUUACCUCGAUUCCUUGAGGCAGGAGCUGCAGCAGAGGGAUCCGACGUUGCUGUCCGUGGCGGUGGCGGUGCUCGCGGUCCUGCUGACGCUGGUGUUCUGGAAGUUCAUCUGGAGCAGAAAAAGCAGUCAGAGAGCUGUUCUCUUCGUUGGGCUUUGUGACUCUGGGAAAACGUUGCUGUUUGUCAGGUUGCUAACUGGCCACUACAGAGACACACAGACUUCCAUAACUGAUAGUUCUGCUGCAUACAAAGUCAACAAUAACAGGGGCAAUAGCCUGACUUUGAUCGACCUCCCUGGGCACGAGAGCUUGAGGCUUCAGUUCUUAGAUCGCUUUAAGUCUUCAGCCAGGGCUGUGGUGUUCGUGGUGGAUAGUGCAACGUUCCAGCGGGAGGUGAAAGAUGUGGCCGAGUUUCUGUAUCAAGUCCUCAUCGACAGCAUGGGUCUGAAGAACUCACCAUCCUUCUUAAUAGCCUGCAAUAAGCAAGAUAUUGCAAUGGCAAAAUCAGCAAAGUUAAUUCAGCAGCAGCUUGAAAAGGAACUAAACACCUUACGAGUCACCCGGUCGGCUGCUCCCAGCACACUGGACAGUUCCAGUACUGCACCUGCUCAGCUGGGAAAGAAAGGCAAAGAGUUUGAAUUCUCCCAGCUGCCCCUCAAAGUGGAGUUCCUGGAAUGCAGUGCCAAGGGUGGACGUGGGGAUGCUGGCUCUGCUGACAUCCAGGACUUGGAGAAGUGGCUGGCCAAGAUCGCCUGAGGGGCAGCCCUGGCUGCAAACCUUGGUCAGCUGUGACUGACUGGCAGCUGGGGAAGGGCUGUGGUUGUGUGGAGCCGAUAAAGAGGGAGCAAGAUGUGUCUGCAGC
This is a messenger RNA of Phodopus roborovskii (desert hamster), 3282 nucleotides long. RefSeq names its product serotransferrin. NCBI's taxonomy places the organism in Eukaryota, Metazoa, Chordata, Mammalia, Rodentia, Cricetidae. Bases 129 to 3176 code for a protein of 1015 amino acids. Gene Ontology annotation, cellular component: plasma membrane; early endosome; recycling endosome. Gene Ontology annotation, biological process: antibacterial humoral response; iron ion transport. The transcript is spliced from 24 exons. The record is from RefSeq and is a predicted model, not a curated record.